This is a messenger RNA of Setaria italica (foxtail millet), 3134 nucleotides long. RefSeq names its product general transcription factor 3C polypeptide 3. Gene Ontology annotation, biological process: transcription by RNA polymerase III. NCBI's taxonomy places the organism in Eukaryota, Viridiplantae, Streptophyta, Magnoliopsida, Poales, Poaceae. The transcript is spliced from 18 exons. Gene Ontology annotation, molecular function: protein binding. Gene Ontology annotation, cellular component: transcription factor TFIIIC complex. The record is from RefSeq and is a predicted model, not a curated record. The coding region runs from base 244 to 2976 and encodes 910 amino acids.
GCCGUCUUCCCCGCGCGUAGCCCCUUGCUGCCCCCGCGCGCGCCGGCCGCCGUCACCCCCCUCCCCUCCCCCACUCGCGGCGCCGAUCCCGACCCAGCGCGCGCCGGCCCCAUUCUUUUCCUCUACUCUGGGGGCGCGGAGGAGGAGGAGGGCGCCGGGGCUUUGCGUGGAGCAGCGGCGCCCCGUUACUGUCCCCUGCGGCUGAUACUCCCACCUGCUCGUGCUUCGCCGCCACCACCGGCGAUGUCGGCUGUGACGGAGGACGGCGUCCAGCGAGCCUCCGCCGCGGAGGUGGGCGAUGGCGGGCGCGACGGUGAUGAGGAUUUCGAGGAGGAUGAGGAGGACGGGUUCGAGUUCGGUGACGCCGAGGAGGCGAUGCAGUGCGUGGAGAUGGCGGGGCGCAGCACCGGCGCCGGAGCGAUGCGUGCCCAAGCGCACGACUACGAGGCGCUCGCGGAGCGCAAGCGCAAGGCUCUCGCCGAGGAACAGCCCCAGAGGGAGGGUUCCAAGAGGCCAAGGCCGGAUGACCUUUCAGAAGCGGAAGCAGCAACCAUGUUCGAUCAACUCAUGGAAGGCUUUGGUCUUCGGCGCAAAAGAAGGUCCAAAGAUGGCAAGAAAAGGGGAAGAAAGAAAGGAACAAAGAAUAAGGGCAGCCCUGAAGUUAUUAAAAAGUUGGGUGAUGCUACUCUACUUUUUGCUGAAGAAAAAUUUGACGAGGCAAUUCCUAUACUGCAUGAGAUUGUGCGAAUUGCACCAAAUUUGCCAGAUUCAUAUUAUCUACUUGGUAGCAUUUAUAGUGAGACUGGUGAACUAGAUAAAGCCAUAAACUUCUUGAUGCUUGCUGCAUAUGUCUCCCCAAAGGAUGCAUCGCUGUGGAAGAAACUCAUUCCCUUGGCCAAGAAAAAAGAAGAUGCCUCUCUGGCAAGACACUGCAUUUUAAAAGCAAUGAGAGCAGAUCCAGAAGAUGUAGAUCUGAAGUAUCUUUGCGGUGAUAUGUAUCGCAACCUUCGUGACUAUCAGAAAGCUGCAGAGAUAUAUGAGCAGAUAGUUAGAAUUUAUCCUGCCAAUGUUGCCGUUCGUAAAGUAGCUGCGCAGAUGUACAGAGAGUGUGGUCAAAUUGACAAAGCUAUUAAUUUGUUGGAAGACUAUGUUAGUACUCAAACUACCAACAUUGACUGGAGUGUUCUAGAUUUGUUGAUAUCCCUUUAUCUGAGAAAUAAUGCUCUUAGUGAAGCAUUAAAGCAGAUUGAGAAGGCACGCCUACAGUUGCGAUCUCAACAGAAAUUACCAAUACAAUUGCUGGCAAAGGAAGUAAUCUGCCAUGCCUAUCUUGGAGACAUGAAACAUGCUGAGAUUUUCCUUCGUGAUGUGCAUUUGGAGCCAUCAAAAGAUAACACUGAUGUGAUUAAGGAGCUCGCAACCAAUUUAGAAACCAUGGGACUAUAUGAGUAUGCAGUAAAGUUUUACCUGAUGAUUGGAGAUGUUGCUAAUCAUAAUGCGGGUAGUUUAUAUGUGGAUCACAAAGAAAUGGGUAAUUCAUAUGUCAAAGUCGCUCAGUGCUACAUGGUCUUAGGGGACAAAAGAAAUGCAAUUCCUUAUUUUUAUAAAGCCUUACAAAGCAUGAAGGACAAUAUCGAUAUACGAUUGACCUUAUCCUCCCUUCUUAUUGAUGAGGGCAAGACUGAUGAAGCUGUCACUUUGCUUUCUCCUCCCAAAAAUCAAGAGUUGCAUUCUGCUAAUACUCCAGACCAACAUAAACCUUGGUGGUGUGAUGGAAAAGUAAAGAUGAAGCUAGCAAACAUUUAUUACAAUAAAGGGAACCUGGAAGACUUUGUGGAUACAAUUUUUCAUCCUAUUCUAGAAACAUUGAAUGUUGAGUAUGCUAAUCGAAAGAUCAAGCCAAUGAGAAAGCUUCCAAAUACUGUUCUGCAUGAAAGAGUUAAAGUAUUGGGGGAGCCACGUCCAGAUAGUAUAUUUCAAGGAUUAAGGCCAAUAGCGUCACCUGGGGAGUUACAAAAGGCAAACAGAGCGAAGAAACUUAUAGAGAAAAGAGCAGCUUCAAAUGAGGAAUUAAAACCUAAUGAUUUGCGAAGAACAAAGCAAGUUCCUCCUGUUCCUGAUCUGUUGACAAAUAUGGAGCAUCAUCAACUUGUGUUAAAUCUUUGUCGAACAUUAGCUUUGCUUCAGCGAUAUUGGGAUGCACUGCAGAUUAUCAACCGCACUCUGAAACUUGGAAAUGAUGUGCUCACCAAUGACAACAAAGAGGAGCUCAGAUCCUUGGGUGCUCAAAUAGCUUAUAGGGCUCCAGAUCCCAGUCAUGGCUUCAAGUAUGUUCGAUAUGUUGUUCAGCAGCACCCAUAUUCUCUCUCUGCUUGGAAUUCCUACUACAAAGUGAUAUCAAGAAUAGAGGACAGGUUUCCACAUCAUUUCAAAUAUAUUCUUCGGACAAGAGAAGAAAAGCCUGACUGUGUUCCCCCUAUAAUCAUAUCCGGGCAUCGAUUCACUGCUAUAAGUCAGCAUCAGUCAGCUGCCCGGGAUUACCUGGAAGCUUAUAAGUUGGACCCAGAAAACCCUCUUAUUAAUCUCUGUGUAGGCACUGCCCUGAUUAGUUUAGCUCUUGGCUUCAGGCUUCAGAAUAAGAACCAGUGCAUCGUCCAAGCUUUUGCGUUCCUAUAUAGAUACCUGCGCCUUUGUGGGGAAAGUCAGGAAGCCUUGUACAACAUCGCUCGGGCAUACCACCACAUUGGCCUGAAUACCUUGGCAGCUGUUUACUACGAGAAGGCUUUAGCGGUUGAGGAGGAAGAUCAUCCUAUUCCCAAGCUUCCAUACGAGGCUGGUUCAUGCGCGCAGGAGGAUCUGAGGCCAGGGUACUGUGACGUACGAAGAGAGGCUGCCUUCAACUUGCAUCUAAUCUACAAGAAAAGCGGUGCGACAGAUCUUGCUAGGCAGAUUCUGAAAACGUACUGCACUGUUUAGAAGCUUGUGUCUAGUGUUGUCGGGAUCGGAAUUAGCAAAUACAGAACCCUACUUGCAGCCUCAGUAAUUUAGAAUCAACCUGUCUAUACAGCUAGAAUACUUAUAUAUGUAUAUUAGUGUUGUCAAUGAAUACUCCCUUUGUCUCAAAUUACUAUUCA